GUUGGAUGUUUGACUGCUCUACCCCCUACAACCAGGAGUCAUGCCAGCUGGACACACUCUCCUUCCGGGGCCCCUGGCAGCCAGCAAGAAAGGCGCUGAGACCACAGCUGUUGAGACCCUGAACCCCGGGGUUGCAGCUCUAUCUCAGGUGCAUAGCUCAAGGAAGCCCCUUGGCAAUGAUCUGCUCCUUGUUCCUUGCCUUCCUGGUCCUGCCUGCAGCCAUGGUGGCCACUCCCAGAGCUGACAGACAGUGCCCAGCAUGCGGGGAGCCUGCCUUGGACGUGGAGAGCCACCGGGAGCUGCUGCUUAACCUGGCCAAGAGGAGCAUCUUGGACAAGCUGCACCUCAGCCAGCGCCCCACCCUGGGCCGGCCUGUGUCCCGAGUUGCUCUGCGGGCUGCCCUGCAGCGCCUCCACGGGCCUCCACAGGGGGUGCUUCCGGAAGCCGAUGGGGGACAGGAGUAUGAGAUCAUCACCUUUGCCGAGACAGGCCUCUGCAACACCACCCAGACUCGUCUGGAUUUCCACUUCUCCUCUGACAGCUCAGCGAGUGGCUUGGAGGUCCAGCAGGCCAGCCUCAUGUUCUUUGUACAGCUCCCUCCCAAUACCACCUGCCCUCUGAAGGUGAGGGUCCUUGAGCUCAGCCCACGUGACACCAACCUCACUUCGGCCACUCAGCACCUGCUGGAGGUAAACGACAGCGGCUGGCACCAGCUUCUCCUGGGGCCUGAAGCUCAGACUGCUUAUAGCCAGGGGCACCUGGCCCUGGAGCUGGCCCCCGAAGGACAGGAGGCCUGGAGCCCAGUCAUCCUGGCUGGGGCUGCACAUAGGCCCUUCGUGACAGCUCGGGUGAGGGUCGGGGGCAAGCACCGGCUUCGUCGUCGAGGCAUCGACUGCCAGGGCAGGUCCAGGAUGUGCUGUCGACAGGAGUUCUUCGUGGACUUCCGGGAGAUCGGAUGGCAUGACUGGAUCAUCCAGCCUGAGGGCUAUGCGAUGAACUUCUGCACAGGACAGUGCCCCCUGCAUGUGGCAGGCAUGCCUGGCAUCGCCGCCUCCUUUUACACCUCGGUGCUUAAUCUUCUCAAGGUCAACACAGCUGCAGGCACCACCAGAGGGAGUUCAUGCUGUGUGCCCACCAUCCGGCGCCCCCUCUCUCUGCUCUACUAUGACAGGGACAGCAACAUUGUCAAGACUGACAUACCUGACAUGGUGGUAGAGGCUUGUGGGUGCAGUUAGUCUGUGUGUGGCACAGGCAGCUGGGGGGAAGGGGGGACAGGCAAACACGCCCUGACGGAGGUGCUCUUCCUUGAUAGUAGGGUGUGGCCCUCUUACUGCCUCUGUCCAGAAGAUGGACACCCUCUUCCUGAGCAACUUGGGGAAAUUAUCCCCACUUUGAUGUGAGGAGACCUUAGAUCACAUCUAAGGAGACCCACGGUACCAUCUUCAUAAUGACUAGCCCCUUUCUGGGGCAGAGUCCAUUCAGCAAGCCCCAUGUGCUCAACUGCCACCCCAGGGACUCUGAUCCAUCUCCUACCAUGAGCAGUGCCAUCUGAGUCCCAGACAGACACCCACAGCCCCACUGCAAUCCCGCCCACAAUCCACGGUGCCUCCCUGCCCUUUCUACUGCACAUCCCCCACUACAGGAUGAAUUGGCCAGCCCUGUUCCUUGCUUUUCUGGAUCUCCAGUGAGUCCCUCCCUUAGAUUCACCAAACAUUACAUCCUCUUUAUGUCUUGAGCCCUUUUCCCUCUGACUUGCCCAGUGGGUUGCUGAAGCCUCUCUUGGCAUGCCUUCAUUCACUCUUUGUCCUUCUCCGUCCGGCUCUGUACCCUUGGGGGCAGACUCACCUGAGUUCCUUUGGCCUCUGGCUUCCUGCCGAGUUUGGCUUAGCAAACUAGCAAGAAUGGAAAGCUCUUACAAGCCAAGAGCGUGGAAGCAAGGAUAUCAGAACUUAGGCAGAGCUGGAGCUGUGGAGGGGGUGGGGAGCUGGACAGGAGUUGUAGGGAUAUAGGCAUAGCCAUAGUCAUACAGAACCAUGGAACCUAGGCAGAGGGAAAGGAAUAAGAAACACGCUGGCCUCUGUCUCCUCUUAGCCUUUGAUCUGCCUUUUGCUAGUUCCUGGGUGCUUCAACAUCCCUCCUCAGUUCCCUUAACCCUGCCCAUACCUCUGAAAAGAGGUCCUUCAUUGAGUCUUCUUAGUGAUGCCAACAUAGACAGCUGAGUGGGUCUUUUAUUUCCUGCCAGGACCCUGAUUGGUACCCCCGAUGACACAGAGCCUGCCUGCCCUGCCCACUUUUCUCUCCUCACAGUCUCCUUAGGGCUGAACUUUAUGUCUGUCCCACACAUCAUGACUCCUCCUUCCCUAGGCUGCCUCCUUUCUUAGGCCCCAUCCUACUUCCUAGAACCAUCUUCACUGGUCUUCCAGAUAAUAAAGACCUGGGCUUUACUUGCUCCUCUCCUCCCUCUGUCCUCGGUCUGAGAGAUGAGACAGAUCACUGUUCAGCCAGCAAGUAGGUGACAACCUGUGGGCACACACAUGGUGGGAGGCAGAGACGAGGCAGCCUUCCUUCACUGAUCCUCAGGGCUCCAGCCAGGAGUCCUGUCUGGGAGAUGGAACUGGCCAAGGGCCACUUGAGUAGGAUGGGGAGAAGAAAAGGAAAGUCUGCGGAGAGGAGAGGGAGGUAUUUGCUCUGAGACUGGGUCCUCUCCAGACCUUUGCCCUCUUCCCCCACCAUCGCCCCCCCACCCUUGUUAGCUGGACAGCCCUGAACCAUUGGGUCGAUAUUGUCUGCAACCCAAGGCUGAGAUUGUGCAAAACCCAUGUGUCCUUUGGGAAACGUGCUGUCUGUGUUUGUUCAGCAUAUAACCCCCUCCUAUCCAGGUCUGAGGUCCCUGGAAAAGGCACCCUAAAGGAUAGAGUCUGAAAGACCUCCUGGAGAAAGGCAAAUCUGAGUUGCGGGCUUCGUGAGCAAAUGCUUACUCGCUCAGAAGUUCUCUGUCCUUUGACUUUAUGAGAUCUUAACCUAAGGAGAGAAUCUAAGGAAGCCUUCUGGUGCUUGGCUGCCCUCUUCCACCACUGUCUCCCACCCCAAAUCCACCUCCUCCCACAUCUAACCGCCCUCCUUCCAACUAUAGCUUCAGUCCCCAGGGUCAAGACUAAGGUGAGGUGAAGUGAGGUACUUGCCUUGGAGACAGAAUUUUAAGGGGAUGUCAAAAAUUCCAUCAGUCAAGAUAAAUAAUAUUUUAAUGCAAUAUUUUUUUAAAAAUCAAUGCAAAAAUAUCCGAGAUGAACAAAAUAGCAAAUUUUAAAAUAAACUAAAUGUAACAGGAA
Molecule: messenger RNA, 3329 nt
Organism: Capra hircus (goat)
Lineage: Eukaryota; Metazoa; Chordata; Mammalia; Artiodactyla; Bovidae
Gene: INHBC
Product: inhibin beta C subunit
Exons: 2
Coding region: 177-1235 (352 amino acids)
Biological process (GO): BMP signaling pathway; SMAD protein signal transduction
Cellular component (GO): extracellular region
Molecular function (GO): hormone activity; growth factor activity; cytokine activity
Source: RefSeq, a predicted model, not a curated record